Messenger RNA from Centrocercus urophasianus (Greater sage-grouse), 1013 nucleotides. It is a transcript of the gene FREY1, whose product is annotated as chromosome unknown C11orf94 homolog. The record is from RefSeq and is a predicted model, not a curated record. Lineage: Eukaryota; Metazoa; Chordata; Aves; Galliformes; Phasianidae. The transcript is spliced from 4 exons. The coding region runs from base 151 to 420 and encodes 89 amino acids.
GGGGGGUGGAACUACAUGAUCUUAAAGGUCCCUUCCAACCCAAACCAUUCUAUGAUUCUAAGUACAGGAGAGGAAAAGUUCUUGGGCUACCUGGUGGUUCCUCUGUGACCUCAGUGCAGAAUGUGACAGUGGUGGGUACCAGAGCUCAGCAUGCAGUGCUGGCUCUUGCUGCUCACUGUGCUACUGGGGGCUGUGCUCCCUCUGCCCCUGCGCCAAAGCUAUUUUGUCCCUGAAGACUUCUCUGCCCCCUUAGAACUCCCACAGCAGCACUUUGGCUUGGUGGAUGAUUAUGGCAUUAAACCAAAACAGCCUCACUUCAGGACCGUAACACCCCGGGAACAGCCAGCAGGACUGCAGAGGGCUGGCAAAACCAAACGUGAUGAGCUUGACUUGGAGUACUACUAUGAUGCCCAGCUGUGAGGGACAGCAGGGCACUCAGGCACCCCAGUCUGCACAGGGCUGAGAACCACCGCAGUAGGGAAGCUCAGCCCUGUCCUGCCUCUGCCACCUGCAGCUGGAGGGGAUAGAGGGGGACAAGGACAGAGAAAUGCUCCCUUCCCCAUGGUGUGGUCACUGCAGAGAGGUAGGAGGAAAUCUUCCUUUCCCCAGGGCGUGGAUACAAGAGAGGAGGGAUGGGGGCAGAGGCAGGGGUGAGCUGUCUCAGCUUGUUCAUCCUUUUUCUGGCACUCAAAGAGGAGAUGCUGGGCUCUAUCCCUCCUGUCCAGCAGCCUCAUCCCCGGGGCCAGGCAGAGAAGUGAUGGUCUCUGCCCUGGCAGGAGCCAUCAUACAGUUCUUGUUGGCUGUAGCUUCUGUGUCUUCAUCCUGCAAGAGUCUGACUCCGCCAGCGCAUUAGAAGUCACCCCUGAGGGAUGUGACGGGAAGCUGAGCCAUGGUCACAGCGAGGAGAUGUUUUCACCCCAGCUUGCAUCAGGGAAGGGCUGGAGAAUGCCAACCCCUCCAGCAAUCACAGACUGGGCAGCCAGUGGGCACUUCUCAAAUAGAAUAAACUAAGU